Manihot esculenta (cassava) is the source of this 1034-nucleotide messenger RNA. RefSeq lists its product as uncharacterized. The transcript is spliced from 7 exons. Lineage: Eukaryota; Viridiplantae; Streptophyta; Magnoliopsida; Malpighiales; Euphorbiaceae. The record is from RefSeq and is a predicted model, not a curated record. Bases 76 to 672 code for a protein of 198 amino acids.
UUGAGACCUUAUAUUUCAUUCUUAAAGCGCUGGAUGUAGUAUGUCUCUUUACUUCUGUCUGACAGGAAGACAGUAAUGGCGAAAACACAGACCGUGAAGAACGCAGAGAAGUUGGUGGAGAGAAAAAUGAAAGGAAACGACGCCUCUCAUGAUGCUUCGCACGUGUGGAGGGUCAGGGAUCUUGCUCUGUCCCUUGCCCGUGAGGAAGGCUUAUCUUCAAACUCUGAUUCCAUGGAAAUUGUAGAGCUUGCUGCACUUCUUCAUGAUAUAGGUGACUAUAAAUACUUGAGAGACCCAUCUGAAGAGCAGAUUGUUGAUAAGUUUCUGGAGGAAGAGGGUGUGGAUGGAGUAAAGAAGAUGAAGAUCUUAGCAGUCAUCAACGGGAUGGGUUUUAAAGAGGAACUUGCAGGACAGACAACUGAUGGACUUCCUCCAGAAUUUGGAGUUGUGCAAGAUGCUGAUCGUCUUGAUGCGAUUGGUGCAGUUGGUAUUGCUCGAUGUUUUACUUUUGGUGGAAGUCGGAACAGGCUGCUUCAUGAUCCUGCCAUUCUCCCUCGUUCAAAUUUAUCCAAGGAACAGUACAUGAAAAAAGAAGAGCAGACCACUGUGAAUCAUUUUCAUGAGAAGCUUCUCAAAUUGAAGGAUUUGAUGAAAACAGAGGUUGGGGUCUGAGCAAUGAGAGAUAUUUCAGGCUGGGCAGAAGAGGGCUGAGAGAAGGCACAAGUUUAUGGAGGAAUAUUUGAAGGAAUUUUACGACGAAUGGGACGGACGAGCUUGAAAGAGGUAAACUUUUUUAUUUCGAGAAAUUGUAGCUGUUAUUUUUGUAUAUGAACACACAGGACACUUGUGAAUGUUCACAAGGAAAGGGUCACAACAUUUUUGUAUUGAACUUCUGUUGCUCAUUAGGGUGUUAGAUUUGCAUUUGAUCCAUAUUGCUGUUGCCCAUGAUGCUUUUUAAGUAUCAACCUUGAAUCCUUGAUGAUGACCAACUAGUAUAUUGUCUUUAAUGUUGCAAUCAUUAUUCAUUUUACUUU